Molecule: messenger RNA, 825 nt
Organism: Medioppia subpectinata
Lineage: Eukaryota; Metazoa; Arthropoda; Arachnida; Sarcoptiformes; Oppiidae
Source: the annotation of a GenBank genome assembly
AUGGCUCACACGAUGACAAAUAGCAGCACUUCCUCCACAUUAAGAUUUGCGCUCUACGACUAUUGGCUCGACUUUCCGGACCCGCGAACUAAACACUAUCCGGUGGUCGGUAUGUCUCCGCUCACAUUCGGCCUCAUUAUGGCAUCGUAUGUAUGGUUUGUCACAUCCAUUGGACCCAAACUCAUGAAGAAUAGGGAACCGUUUCAACUGCGAUCAGUAAUGUUGGUCUACAACACAGCGAUGGUGGCCAUCAACACCUACUUCUUCGCGAUGGUUGUCGUGCACUGCGAUUACGGCAAACGCUUCUUAGACUUCAAAUACCCGGACCGUAACGAUUGGUCGGCGCGUACGCUAUGGGAACUGUCGAUGGGCUGGUGGUAUCUGAUGUCCAAAUUCCUGGACCUGUUCGACACCGUACUCUUCGUGUUGCGUAAGAAACAAUCGCACAUAACAUUCCUCCACCUCUACCAUCACACGUGUGUACCGGUGUUCGGGUGGAUGUUUCUCAAGCAUAACGGCGUUAUGCCGGCCACCGGUCUCUUUGGGCUAAUCAACUCAUUCAUACACAUACUUAUGUACUCGUAUUACGCUCUGUCAACGCUGGGCCCAGAGGUCAGGCCUUAUUUAUGGUGGAAGAAGUACAUCACCCAGGCACAAUUGGCGCAGUUUGCUUUUGGUAUUGUAUACGGCAUUGUUAUGCUGUUUCUACAGACAGGUUAUCCAGUUUUCUGGUUCUACUUUGGAUUGACUCAACCCUUUUUCUUCUUCUAUCUCUUCUAUGAUUUCUAUAGGAAUUCAUAUUUUAAUAAAACAAAACUCAACUAA